Messenger RNA from Mesoplodon densirostris (Blainville's beaked whale), 1025 nucleotides. RefSeq names its product transmembrane protein 38B (gene TMEM38B). The record is from RefSeq and is a predicted model, not a curated record. The transcript has 6 exons. Gene Ontology annotation, biological process: potassium ion transmembrane transport. Gene Ontology annotation, molecular function: potassium channel activity; identical protein binding. Gene Ontology annotation, cellular component: membrane. Bases 78 to 953 code for a protein of 291 amino acids. Lineage: Eukaryota; Metazoa; Chordata; Mammalia; Artiodactyla; Ziphiidae.
UCCCAACCGAAGAGCGGGCGGCCGCGGCCGUUUCUUCCCCCUCCUCUCGUCGCGCACGCCGGGAACCAGUCGCCGCGAUGCACUCUCAGUGGGAUGAGCUGACCUUUGCCUUUUCUCGUACUUCCAUGUUUCCCUUUUUUGACAUCGCCCACUACCUGGUGUCGGUGAUGGCACUGAAGCGUCAGCCGGGAGAAGUGGCGAUGGCAUGGAAGAAUCCUCUGUCAAGCUGGUUUACUGCUAUGCUCCACUGCUUUGGUGGAGGAAUUUUAUCUCGUCUACUGCUUGCGGAGCCUCCAUUGAUGUUUCUUGCAGACAACACUAAUAUAUUACUGGCAUCUUCAAUCUGGUAUGUUAUAUUUUUUUGCCCCUGUGACCUUGUUUCCCGGGGAUAUUCAUUCCUACCUGUUCAACUCCUCGCUGAGGGAAUGAAGGAAGUGACCAGAACUUGGAAAAUAGUAAAUGGAGUCACCCAUGCUAAUCACUAUUACAAAAAUGGCUGGAUGGUCAUGAUAGCUAUUGGAUGGGUCCGAGGUGCAGGUGGUAGCAUUAUCGUGAAGUUUGCGCAGUUGGUAAAAGGCUGUUGGAAACCAGAAGCUGAUGAAUGGCCGAAGAUGUCCUACUCUGCCAAGGUAACCCUGCUGGGGUCAGUUAUCUUCACAUUCCAGCAAACCAAGAAUCUGGCAAUACCAAGGCAUGCUCUUAUGUUCCUCUAUACUAUGUUUCUUGUGGUCACAAAGAUAACCAUGAUGAUUACAGGGACUGAUGUUACGCCUUUUGCUUGUUUUGAGGAUACAUUGUUUAGGAUUCUGUUUGGCUGGCAGCAGCGGUUUUCGUCAUGUGAAAAGAGAAGUGAAACAGAAUCAUCUCUCAGUGGUACUGGUUCACCGACCUCAAAACCUAUAGCUGAUGCUUCAAAUAAAGUUCAAAAGAAACAUACUAAGAAGACUGACUAAAUUUACUUGAUGAGCUUUAGAAGGCAAAAAAUUUUCUUUUUCUUAUCUACCUGUCAGAUUGUGAUAAAUACU